This is a messenger RNA of Cotesia glomerata, 3521 nucleotides long. It is a transcript of the gene PICK1, whose product is annotated as PRKCA-binding protein. The record is from RefSeq and is a predicted model, not a curated record. Gene Ontology annotation, molecular function: protein domain specific binding; phospholipid binding; protein kinase C binding. The coding region runs from base 58 to 1239 and encodes 393 amino acids. The transcript is spliced from 4 exons. Gene Ontology annotation, cellular component: postsynaptic early endosome; neuron projection; trans-Golgi network membrane. NCBI's taxonomy places the organism in Eukaryota, Metazoa, Arthropoda, Insecta, Hymenoptera, Braconidae. Gene Ontology annotation, biological process: receptor clustering; dendritic spine maintenance; positive regulation of receptor internalization.
AUUUCAUUAUAGAAAUUAACUUGCUUUAAAGAUAAUGUGGUAGGCUAAUAACUGGGUAUGAUAAUUACGUCCGGUAAUGUGACCAUAAGAAAAAAUCCCAGUAAUUUGAUAGGUAUCAGUAUUGGUGGUGGAUCUCCAUAUUGCCCUUGUUUAUAUAUUGUUCAAGUAUUUGACAAUACCCCUGCUGCUUUGGAAGGAACUUUGCAGUCAGGAGAUGAAUUAUGUUCUGUUAAUGGAAUAUCGGUAAAAGGAAAAACCAAAGAAGACGUUGCCGCUAUGAUUCAAUCGUCUGAAAAUCAAGUAAGCAUCAACUAUAACAAACUUCAUGCUGAUCCUCGUCAAGGACGGACGCUAGACAUAGCGUUGAAAAAAGUUAAACAUCGUUUAGUGGAAAGUAUGGGUAGUGCAACAGCUGAUGCUCUUGGAUUAUCCAGAGCUAUUCUGUGUAAUGAUGCUCUUGUUCAAAAACUUAUUACUUUACAGCGUACUGAAAGUUUAUAUAAAGAUCUAGUAGCUCAUGCUAAAUCAAUGCUACAUGCAUUUUUUGAUCUGAUACAAAUUCACAAAGUAUUCGGAGAUGCUUUUGUAUCAAUAGGAGUGCGAGAACCUCAACCUCGUGCCAGUGAAGCAUUCAGAAAAUUUGGAGAGCAACAUAGGCAAAUAGAAAAGUUUGGAAAAUUGAUGUUAAAGAUGCUAAAACCAAUUUUAAGUGAUUUAGGGACUUAUCUUCAUAAAGUGAUUCCAGAUACUCGGUUAACAAUCAGCAAAUAUGCUGACGCCAAGUUUGAAUAUUUAUCUUAUUGUCUGAAAGUAAAAGAAUUAGAUGACGAAGAACAGAGUUACAUCGCUCUUCAAGAACCAUUAUAUCGUGUUGAAACAGGAAAUUACGAAUAUAGAUUAGUUUUAAGAUGCCGACAAGAUGCUCGGUUAAAGUUUGCUAAACAAAGAUCAGAUGUUCUUGUAAAAUUAGAGUUACUAGAUAACAAACAUGUUCAGGAUAUCGUCUGGCAAUUUCAAAAAUUUGCUUCUAGUCUAUCAAGUUAUUAUUCGAAAACUCAAAGUUUAUUAUCUACCACAAGUUUAUUUCCGGUUGAAGUUGAUCUUACACGGUCUGCAUUUCAUUAUAAAUUGUCCGAACAACAAAUCGUAACUGAAGAUGAUCUUUACAGUGAUGCGGAAUUAAGAAACGAAGAUGAUGAAAACAAGAUCAAUCCAAUUCUAGGAAUAGACACUGAAUAAUUUUUUUAACAAUAAUUUGGAUUAACAACUUUUAUUAUUUUACAUUUUCAGCCAUUAUGUGCGUAACAUCUUAAAAGUAUUGAUUGAUAAACCAUGAACAAAAUAGUAUAGUUAUGUGUUAUAAUUCUAUUAUAACAGUUGAAGUUUUAAUUGUUCUGCCAAAGUAUAUUUAUAUAUUCAUAUCUAAUCAAUUUUCAGAGAUUUGAGCAUUUAUUAAAAUAUUUUUAUUUAAGAAAGUCGUUAUGGAAGAUUUUAAACAGUUUAUAUUAUAUAAAAAAUACAUGUGUGCAUGAGUGUGGACGUGUGUAAACUUUUUUUAACUGUUAAACGGAUUGAUCGAUCGAAAUGCGACUUGCAGUAUUUAACGAGGUUUUACUAAACUCCAGAUUCCCUAAAAAUUUUAAUCGAUUCUGUCAUGUAGAUGUUGAACAAUAUAAUGAAGAUAAAAAAAUACUUUUUUUCUUGAUCAACUGUAGAUUACUCUACUACUGAUCAAUUCCAAAACUGACUCAGCCCUGUUCUUAACACAAUUUCAAAUGCCGCUUUUUUUUUUUUUUUUUUUUUUUUUUUAAUUAACAUUAAGGUCGCUUUAACAGCUAGGUCUCUAGCGACCGCAAAUACUUACAAUACCAUACAUAUUAUUAAUAUAAUACCAAUAUUUUAAUCCAUCAUAGUUAUGUGUAUAAAUCUUGAAUUGAAUUCAAAAGCUUAAUAAAUAAUAUUGUUGUGUUGAAAGUUUUUUGAAAAUAACUCUUGUUUUUCUAGUCAGAUCGAUUUUUGGAACUCAAGACCUCCAAUUUGAUUAUAUGGUUAAACGACUCAUUGUACAUUGAACGAUCAUUGUACAAUAGUUUGAAAAAAAAUGGCAUUUUUAAAUUACUUUUAGAUUUUUUAGUUCAAAGAGCUAUACAAAUAAGAGAUAUACCCAUAUAGCAAUCUUUUUCAAGGCUUGAGCAAAUCUGGUCUUAAUUUCGAUAGUUGUUAGUGUCUUUUUCUACUUAUGGGCCUUGCUCCAGAUACUUGUAGCAAAUUCAAUUGACAAGUUUUGAACAAGCCUUGUACAAGAACUUUGGGCCAGAUUAUAGCUCAAGAAUUGUGUAAGAAAAUUGAGAAAAUCUGAAGAUGCUUAUCGAUAAACUAACUAUAUCAAUUCUUGAGAAAGACUUACACCAGAAGCAUGCUGAAUAUACUUGUGCAAGACUUGCUCAAGAUCAAAUGUUUUUAAAUGACCAUUUGCAUCAUUCUACCCCUCCUAUAUUUACUAUAGGAUCAGUAGAUAUCAUUCAGCUUAACUUUUUAGAGUAUAGACCUACUGUUUAAUCGAUCAAGACAAAAUUAUUUUUAAAUGAGCACCUCUGAAUCAAUACAUUUUCAAGUAGUGGAGGAGAAAAAGUGCUAUAAAAUAUAUAAUGCAUCAUGCAUCUUGAGCAAAUCUUGAGCAAGUCACGCUUCAACAUUUACUGUUAGUUUUUGGUUCACAAAUGCUUUAGAAAUGAACAAAUUACUGAGAGUUACGGAUCUUGAGCAAAUCUUGAGCAAGUCGUGGGUAAGCGUCUGUUGUAAGUUUCUGAUUCAAAAAAUGCGUCAAAAAGUUUUUCAAUGCACCUUGCAUCAGACUUGUCUCAUAUUCUUGCACAAAAUGUCUUGAGCUAGUUAUAUAUAAAUCUUGAAGCAGUUCUCUCUACAUGAACUUGAGCAAGACCUAUAUGUAGAAAAAGACAUUAUCAACUAGGGGUUUUGCUCAAGAAAGGUUUUGUUACCUGGGAUAAUUGAAUAAAAACAUUAUUUUUAAUGAUUUAUUCACAUAACUGAGAGUUUACAUUAUUUAUAACUGAGAGAUAUAUUUGUGACUACUUUAAGUUCGAAAAUAGCUGAAAAUUUCUACGGUGAUCUACAGAAUAGAUUGUUUUACAGAUUUUUCUGAACAUUUUUUUUUUUUUUUUAAUAGAGCUUUACUUGUAGCGUUUAAAACUCUACAAAAAGGAUAGAAAGAUACUAAAACAUAAAAGAUCCUUACGUAUUGUUUGGAAGUAAAAAUAAUUUUAAUAUUGUACCAUUCGAUAUUAAAUAUCAGUUUUAAAUAUAUAAAAUUUAUGCAUCAGAGUGAAUCGAAUAUCUGCUUUUCGUGAAGUUUGUUUAGUAAUUAAGAAUUUUCGUCUGUGAGGUAAACAAAAGUUGUGCACACAGGGUUAAAUUCUUUCUUUUACAUUUUAUAUGAGAAAAUUUAUUCUUUAUAAGAAGCCUUAUCAAAUAAAACGUAAAUAUAGUAGUUUUCAAAAUAA